This is a messenger RNA of Vespula vulgaris, 857 nucleotides long. RefSeq lists its product as uncharacterized. The record is from RefSeq and is a predicted model, not a curated record. The transcript has 2 exons. Lineage: Eukaryota; Metazoa; Arthropoda; Insecta; Hymenoptera; Vespidae. Bases 68 to 469 code for a protein of 133 amino acids.
AAUUCCAAGCAAGGAAGUGAAGUGUUCAAACAAAGAAGUUACGAAUCGUCAAAGGACGGAAUCGGCUAUGAUCGACGUGGAAAAACUUACCGACAUGAGCUGUCAAGGACUACAAUCUUUUUCGUUGAGCACGACGGCGGAAAGCGCAAAGCCAACGUGGAACACGAAGUCUCGAAAUUACAAAUGUUCGCGCGGAAGCAACAUAACCUGUGGCAUGCUACCGACUCUACGUGCCCUUGCAUCCCGAGAAUGCAACGAUCAAGGUAGCAUCUGUAUGGUACCGCUCGACGUCGAGAUGGACGCUGCCAGUCAUCUUCAAAUGAUUUUACUCGAGGCUUAUUGCCGUGAAAUUGGAAUAAGAGUAUCGAGAGUACCAUUACGUACGCUGCAAAACUUACUGGGUCCGGGACAUUCGGAUCUCUCCUGCGUUCUCAUCGACGAACCUUACUUCGUGGAUCCACCGGAAUGACGAAGAGGAACGAUUCAGUUUCUCUCCGGAUACGAUAUUGAGAAUUGAACAUUGACAAUACGUCGAAAAACGCGUAAAUGCGUACUUACGUGCGCUUGAAUCAGCGCGGGAGGAACAACCAUCGAACUACGACGAUGUUUUUUGGCAUCGAUUCGCGCCUUCGGAUUGGUCGAUCCUUCUACGCAGAAAAAACACAUGACCUACAUCUUUCCAGCGAAUCGCUUCGUCAUCUUCUCACGUGACUUCGCUCUAUAAUGUAACAAAAGUCUAUGGAUUAUCGAUAUAGCUAUAUUUUUUCUAUCACGUGGUACGAUUCAUAUUGAUUUGUACGAUCGAUUGUUACAAAGAAAUAAAGAUAUAAGAAAGUUGCGAUUGGAGUUGACACGGA